AUAGGGAGAGGCUACUAGCCUCAGCAGGAGAUUGACAAUAGGGUGAGUGGUUUCAGCUCUUUCUUCAGAGCCAAUGAUCUGUUCUUGUGUGAGUCUUUGAGAUAAUUUACCCGACUGGUGGCAGCUUGUAGCACACAGCCUUGACGCAGUUCUCUCCUGCUCCUCACGCGGACCACCGGAGCUCUCCCCUUACUCUUCACGCAGACCACCGGAGCUCUCCCCUUACUCCUCGCGCAGACCACCGCAGCUCUCCCCUUACUCCUCGCGCAGACCACCGCAGCUCUCCCCUUACUCCUCACGCAGACCACCGCAGCUCUCCCCUCACUCCGCGCGCAGACCACCGGAGCUCUCCCCUUACUCUUCACGCAGACCACAGGAGCUCUCCCCUUACUCUUCACGCAGACCACCGGAGACACCCAGCAGGCAGGUGCAGUUUUGAAACUGCCAAUCAACCCAAAUGUGAUCCUCAAGGAACCUGUUCAGCAUCAAUGAUGAAUGUUUCCCUCAAACCAGAUGCAAGCCUUUUUGAUCUGUGAAAAAGCAGCCAGUCAAUCACACAUAUUGACUCAAAGGAUAAGCUGUCAAAUGAGUGUCUCCAUUCUGAGGCGGGUCUGGAAGUCCCUGGACAAGAUGAGGUGUUUCCGUAAACGCUCCACCAUCCCCUUCCUGGGAGUCCUGAUCACCUCUCUGCUCUUCCUCAACCUAUACAUUGACGACCAAUAUGUCCUGGAGGCAGGUGAAAGGCAGCUGAGGGAGACCAUGCAUUCUCCUCACUCGGAGAGAUAUGUUCACAACUUCAGAGAUCUCACAAACUUCUCUGGAACCAUAAACAUCACAUACCGUUACCUUGCUGGGAAUCCACAGCCACGAAAAAAAUAUCUAACAAUUGGGUUAUCGUCUGUGAAGAGACAAAAAGGAAAUUACCUCAUGGAGACAAUCAAAUCAAUUUUUGACCAAUCCAGUUAUGAGGAGUUGAAAGAGAUUGUGGUCGUGGUCCAUCUAGCAGACUUUGAUCUUGCCUGGUGUGAGAAUUUAGUGCAAGACAUCUCCAGAAGGUUUGCCCACCACAUCAUCGCUGGGCGUCUCCUAGUGAUCAAUGCCCCUGAGGAAUAUUACCCAUCACUGGAUGGGCUAAAAAGGAACUACAAUGACCCAGAAGACAGGGUGCGCUUCCGCUCCAAGCAGAACGUGGACUACGCUUUCUUGCUCAACUUCUGCACUAAUCUCUCUGAUUUCUACAUGAUGCUGGAGGACGAUGUGCGAUGCUCCCAGAAUUUCCUAACAUCCUUGAAGAAGGUGGUCACCUCCAGGCAAGGUUCCUACUGGGUGAUGCUGGAGUUUUCCAAGCUUGGCUACAUAGGGAAGCUUUACCACUCAAGAGACCUGCCACGCCUGGCCCACUUUCUGCUCAUGUUCUACCAGGAGAUGCCCUGCGAUUGGCUCCUCAUUCAUUUCCGGGGCCUGCUGGCCCAGAAGGAUGUGAUCCGCUUCAAGCCCUCCCUGUUCCAGCACAUGGGCUACUACUCCUCAUAUCAGGGGGUAGAGAACAGGUUGAAGGAUGAUGACUUUGAAGAAGCUUUUGUAGAUCUCCCUGACAACCCCCCUGCCAGUCUUUACACAAACAUUAACGUGUUUGAAAACUAUGAUGCCACCAAGGCUUAUAGCAGUGUGGACGAAUACUUUUGGGGGAAACCCCCCUCUACCGGAGACUUCUUUGUGAUUGUCUUGCACGAACCAACCCAAAUUAGCAAGAUAAAAAUCGUGACAGGAACCAACGAUCGCCAUCUUGAUAUCCUGCAAUAUGGCGCUCUAGAAGUUGGAGAACAGAUUGUGGGAACAAAGAGAGAAAAGCAGUGUUCUUCCUACAUCACAUUAGGGGAGUUUAAAAAUGGCAACAUUGAGGUCCAAGACAUAGACCACAAGAUUGCUUUUGACAUUGAGUGUGUACGUAUUGUGGUGACUGCCAGUCAGAAAGAAUGGCUGAUCAUUAGGAGUAUAAGUUUGUGGACUACACAACCAUUAGGUCAAUUAAACACAGAGGGACCAUAUCAUUUGGACUGACAUUUUCUAAUGAAUUGACCCUAAUAAAGUAUAAGGUGGACGGCUGCACAGUGCUUUAUAUUAUAUUUUACAUUGUGCAUUUGAGAAUUUGAAAGUAAUUUGGUC
This is a messenger RNA of Esox lucius (northern pike), 2166 nucleotides long. Its product is annotated as alpha-1,3-mannosyl-glycoprotein 4-beta-N-acetylglucosaminyltransferase C-like. The transcript has 6 exons. Gene Ontology annotation, molecular function: acetylglucosaminyltransferase activity. Lineage: Eukaryota; Metazoa; Chordata; Actinopteri; Esociformes; Esocidae. The record is from RefSeq and is a predicted model, not a curated record. The coding region runs from base 496 to 2061 and encodes 521 amino acids. Gene Ontology annotation, biological process: protein N-linked glycosylation.